UUACGGUUCAUUGCGCUAAUCUUAUCUUCGCCAGACCUCUCCUCAAAAGGUUUUCAAACAAACCAAUUGCAAGGGCGCGCCAACUCCACCAAAAUCAAUGUCUUCCACUUCGACACUUUCGCUGCCUCUACAACGCAAUGCCCGGAAAAAAGGCUUCCCAUCCUCCCCAGUCACAAAGCCAUUCACAGCUAAUCUUACUUUUUCGUUUUCAUUGCGUUUAACUAAAGCUAUUCACGUAAAAUCUUCCAGCACUGCAAAGUUUAAUGAAGUUGUGGUGGAUGAAGAGAUAGACAAGAUUAGGAGGCUCCAAAAUGGCUCAGAUGUUCGAGGGGUUGCGGUGGAGGGUGAGAAGGGCCGAACUGUGGAUCUCACGCCACCGGCUGUGGAAGCAAUUGCUGAGAGUUUUGGUGAGUGGGUAAUGAAUAGAUUGGAGAGUGAAGGAGGCGUGCCAGUUGAAGGUGUUAGGGUGUCUCUUGGGCGUGACCCUCGAAUCUCUGGCGCAUCUUUGAGUGCAGCAGUGUUUUCAGGUCUCGCUCGAGCUGGUUGUUUAGCGUUCGAUAUGGGACUUGCAACCACACCCGCUUGUUUCAUGAGUACAUUGUUGCCUCCGUUUGCCUAUGACGCUUCUAUAAUGAUGACAGCAUCUCACUUACCCUACACGCGAAACGGCCUAAAAUUCUUCACUAGGAAAGGGGGGCUGACCUCGCCGGAAGUGGAGGCAAUAUGUGACAAGGCGGCCAGGAAAUAUGCCAACAGGCUUACAAAAGUAUCAACCACGUUGAGCAUUCCUCCAACAAAAGUUGAUUUCAUGAGCACUUAUGCGAAGCAUCUCCGGGACAUCAUCAAGGAGAGGGUGAACCAUCCCUUGCACUAUGACACUCCACUCAAAGGGUUUCAGAUAAUUGUGAAUUCUGGGAAUGGAUCAGGAGGCUUCUUCACAUGGGACGUGUUAGAUAAACUUGGUGCAGACACCUUUGGCUCCCUAAACCUCAGCCCAGAUGGAAUGUUCCCCAACCACAUUCCCAACCCUGAGGACAAAACUGCCAUGGCCCUAACAAAGGCUGCAGUCCUCGAAAACAAUGCUGAUCUUGGAAUUGUUUUUGAUACCGAUGUAGAUCGCAGUGGUGUGGUGGAUAGUUCAGGGAACCCCAUCAAUGGUGACAAGCUCAUUGCACUCAUGGCUGCCAUUGUAUUGAGGGAACACCCUGGAUCCACCAUUGUCACCGAUGCUCGCACAAGCAUGGCUCUCACGCAAUUCAUCGCCAACAGAGGGGGUCAUCAUUGCUUGUAUCGUGUUGGCUACAGGAAUGUCAUUGAUAAAGGAGUUCAGCUUAAUAAAGAUGGCAUUGAAGCACAUCUCAUGAUGGAAACAUCUGGCCAUGGUGCUCUUAAAGAGAAUCAUUUCCUCGAUGAUGGGGCUUACAUGGUGGUAAAAAUCAUCAUAGAAAUGGUACGCAUGAAGCUUGCAGGAUCAUAUGAAGGAAUUGGGAGUCUCAUAGAAGACCUACAAGAACCAUUUGAAUCCGUUGAGCUGAGGAUGAACGUCAUCUCUGAGCCUAAACAUGCAAAGGCAAAAGGUGCUGAAGCAAUUGAAGCAUUCCGAAACUACAUCGAGGAAGGAAAGCUAGAGGGUUGGGAAUUGGAUUCCUGUGGAGACUGUUGGGUAAGUGAAGGCUGCCUCGUGGAUUUGAACGACACGCCAGCUGCCAUUGAUGCUUACAUGUACAGGGCUAAGGUUUCAGACAAAGAACAUGGACAACAUGGUUGGAUACACCUUCGGCAGAGCAUUCACAACCCAAAUAUUGCAGUAAACAUACAAUCAUCUGUGCCUAGUGGCUGCCAAUCCAUGGCAAGAGUACUCAGAGAGAAGUUUCUCAUUGCAAGUGGAAUGGAGAAAAGUCUUGACAUCACUCAGAUCGAUAAGUACGCAAAAAGUGGACAGGUAGGUUAAAGUGAAAUCUCCUUUGGAGGUUGAUACAAAGCAUGAAGCUCAACCUAGCAACAACUACAUACCAUGCAUUUUGUAUCCAACAUUUUAGUUGUACCAUAAUGUACAGUGGGCAUGUGUAUUCUUCCAAAGUUAAACAGAAUAAAAAAAAAAAAAAAUGAUACAUAGAAAUGAAUGAAGCCUGCUUGGAUAUAUAUAAGAAAGAAGAUGGAGUGCAAAAUUAGCAACCAGCUUACCUUCGCAUGGUCUGUUAACGACGAUUCCCACAUCGUUCCUGUAUGGCCUUGUUUGUUCCAAAGUCAAUGUCGUUCGUCUUAUCUUAUCGAAACCUUCACUUUUGCUUUUA
Vitis vinifera (wine grape) is the source of this 2294-nucleotide messenger RNA. Its product is annotated as phosphoglucomutase-like. Bases 98 to 1951 code for a protein of 617 amino acids. The record is from RefSeq and is a predicted model, not a curated record. Gene Ontology annotation, molecular function: phosphomannomutase activity. Lineage: Eukaryota; Viridiplantae; Streptophyta; Magnoliopsida; Vitales; Vitaceae. Gene Ontology annotation, biological process: carbohydrate metabolic process. The transcript is spliced from 7 exons. Gene Ontology annotation, cellular component: chloroplast stroma.